Molecule: messenger RNA, 1338 nt
Organism: Uncinocarpus reesii 1704
Lineage: Eukaryota; Fungi; Ascomycota; Eurotiomycetes; Onygenales; Onygenaceae
Exons: 6
Coding region: 1-1338 (445 amino acids)
Biological process (GO): carbohydrate metabolic process
Molecular function (GO): hydrolase activity, hydrolyzing O-glycosyl compounds
Source: RefSeq, a predicted model, not a curated record
AUGGAAAAAGUUGGCACCAGUUCACAGAAUCCCUUCUCCGACAGCGCUGCCGCAUCCGUUCGAACCGCCUCAUCUUAUUCGCAGCCGUCAUCAGGAAUUAGACAACCUGCGCGACGCCAGUUCAAGUCAUAUAGACUCAAUGGCGAGUACGAAAAACCAUGGUUAACCGACAAACGGCUCCAAAAAACUCGAGUCGGUAACUAUAUCAUCUGGGGCUUCGUCGCUGUCGGUUUUGCUUUGAGUGGAUAUAUCAACUUCUCCGUUACCCAAAAAGUGUCAAAGCAUGAAGUAGUGCAGUACUGUCUUAUCUUGGAUGAUCAAUUCUCGUCAUUCAACAAAGAGAUAUGGAAUCAAGAAGUCCAGAUCGGCGGAUUCGGCAACGGCGCUUUCGACUGGACCACAACCGAUGAUAAGAAUUCGUUUGUCGACGGUGAAGGUCUUCAUAUCGUGCCGACUUUAACCACGGAGACAACAUCGAUCACCGAAGCCCAGCUUCUUAACGGAUAUACGCUGAAUCUCACCAAGGCCGGCGGAGAUGGGACUUGCACGGGCAAUACCAACGCGGCAUGCGCAAUUCGAUCAAAUCAAACCCUGGGAACUAUCAUUCCUCCGGUUCGAUCUGCUCGAUUAAACACCAGAGGAACGAGAAGCAUCCGCUAUGGCCGGGUUGAAGUUGUUGCGAAGAUGCCACAAGGAGAUUGGCUCUGGCCUGCCAUAUGGAUGUUGCCAGUGAAUGAAACUUAUGGGCCCUGGCCUGCAAGUGGUGAAAUUGAUAUCGCAGAGAGCCGGGGUAACGAUGUUGAUUAUAGCCUUGGCGGUAGGGAUAUCGUGUCCAGUUCCAUUCACUGGGGCCCAACACCCAGCGCCAACGCUUUUUGGAGGUCAACGCGCGGAAAAGCGAUUCGCCGAACUGACUACAGCAAAGGAUUCCACACUUUUGGCAUCGAAUGGUCCCAAGAUUAUCUGUUCACAUACAUCGAUAGCCCACUGCAACAGGUAAUGUAUUGGAAGUUUAAAGAAGACGAAACGAUGUGGCAGCAGGGGCACUUUGAAGGCGUCACAGUCAACUCAUCUCUGCUCGUCGACCCUUGGUCCCAGACAGGGAAUCCAAGUACGCCUUUUGACCAGCCAUUUUAUCUGAUCCUGAAUGUUGCAGUUGGAAGCACAAACGGCUGGUUUCCGGAUGGGCUAGGGAAGAAACCAUGGACAGACGCAGGCCUAGCGGCGUCCGACUUUUACCAAAGUCGUGACACGUUUUAUCCCACUUGGCCAGAAGACAGCAGCCGCGGCAUGACCGUCAAAUCGGUCCGAAUGUGGCAACAAGGCCCAUGUCGCUGA